GGGCGCGCACGCAGGGCGGGGCUGCGGGGGCGCGCGCGUGCGCAGCCGUUCCGCGGAGGGACGAGGCACAGCCGCGGAACCGCCGCCAGAUCCGCUCUCUGUCCACGCCGCCUGUCGCGCCGGCCGUCGCGCCGUCCGCCCGCCCGCCCGCCCGCCCCGCGUCCGCCGCCGCCGCCGCCGCCGCCAUGGGAGUGCAGGUGGAGACCAUCUCCCCCGGAGACGGGCGCACCUUCCCGAAGCGCGGCCAGACCUGCGUGGUGCAUUACACGGGUGCAUUUUACCCUUUGCAAUUAGCGGGCCGUCUGUGAAGUGCUUGGACAUCCUCCACGUGCUCUGCUCCUCAUCAGCCUUUCACCUACUGGUUUUUACAUCAAUUGAUGAUUCUUACCAGAAGAAACUAUUUCAUUGGCAUUUACAAAGUGGGAUGCUUGAAGAUGGAAAGAAAUUCGAUUCCUCCCGGGACAGAAACAAGCCCUUUAAGUUUGUGCUGGGUAAGCAGGAGGUGAUCCGAGGCUGGGAAGAAGGGGUUGCCCAGAUGAGCGUGGGUCAGAGAGCCAAGCUGACUAUCUCCCCAGACUAUGCCUAUGGCGCCACUGGGCACCCAGGCAUCAUCCCGCCAAAUGCCACUCUCGUCUUUGAUGUGGAGCUUCUAAAACUGGAAUGACAGGAAUGGCCUCCUCCCUGAGCUCCCCAUUCUUGGAUGUGCCACGGAAGGGCCGGCCGCCCCCAGGUGCGCACGGCGAGUCCGUGCGGAGCUCUUCCUGAUGUUCCACCACACUCUUUGUACAGACAUCUUCCCCGACUGAAUGUGUUCUGUCACCGGCUUUGCUCUUCCCCUUUCUCCUCGUAUGUGUGUUGACCUGAACUGUAUGCCAUAAACCUCAAGUUACCCAUUUUAGUUUGUUUUUGUUUUGGGGUGAAGAUUGAGUUUCAGUCCUUUGGAUCUAGGUUUCCAGUUAAGUACUAGUCAAGUAUUAACAGCACAAAUAAUGGGUUAACUUUAGAAUAGGAAUUGGUGUUGGGGGGAGUGCAAGAAUCUUUAUUUUAUUUUAUUUUUUUUUGGAUGAAAGUUUUAUCUAUUAUAUAUUAAACAUUCUUGCUGCUGCGCUGCAAAGCCAUAGCAGAUUUGAGGCGCUUUUGAGGGCCGAAUUAUUCUCCAAGUUGAGAGAUGUCCUCGGGUUGAAUUAAAAGCCCUACCCAAAACUAAAGUGGGAAGGGGAGAGCCUUUGCCUCCACUGUCCCACCCCCACCCUCCCCUUAACCCUCUGCCUUUUGAAAGCAGAUCAUUUUCACUGAGAUGUUGGACACUACAGGUGUCUGUCACCGGGCCAGCAGGGACCUCUGAAGCCUUCUUCAUGGCCUGGCUUUUUGUUUUUUUUUUUUUUUCUUUUUUUCCAUCCUGUGGUUUUCUAAUGGAUAUUUAGGACUUUUGUAAUCUCAUAGCUAUCCAGGCUCCACUUCCUAAAUUUUAAGAACUUCAAUCGAAAGUUAAAUUGAAGGUGCUGUUUGUAGACACUUAACACCCAUGAAAGCCCAGCCAUCAUGACAAAUCCUUGAGUGUUGUCUUAAGAAAAUGAUGCUGGUCAUCACAGCUUCAGCAUCUCCUGUUUUUUGAUGCUCAGCUCCCUCUGCUGAUCUCAGAGUUUCCUGGCUUCUCCUUCCUCCCUCUCACCCUCUGCUGUCCUGUGUAGUGAUUUGGUGAGAGAAAUUGCUGCCUACUCGCCCACGCCUACCCCACCCCCUGCACUACAUAUGAGUUUCAAGUUUUAUUAUUGCAAUAAAAGUGCUUUAUGCUGGCUUUUCUCA
Molecule: messenger RNA, 1806 nt
Organism: Balaenoptera acutorostrata (minke whale)
Lineage: Eukaryota; Metazoa; Chordata; Mammalia; Artiodactyla; Balaenopteridae
Gene: FKBP1A
Product: FKBP prolyl isomerase 1A
Exons: 6
Coding region: 425-664 (79 amino acids)
Molecular function (GO): peptidyl-prolyl cis-trans isomerase activity
Source: RefSeq, a predicted model, not a curated record